AUGAUACCUUCUAACACCAUUUGUGUGUCGCAAGAGGGUCCCGCAAAUGCGUUAGCCUUGAAUAAAGACUGUUCACAAGUAGUAAUUGCUGGAAGAAAUGUGUUUAAAGUGUUCUCUAUAGGCGAGAAUGACUUCUCAGAGGUGUGUAAUCUGAGAGUGGGAAAAAAUUUGAAUUUAAACUUUUCUUCCAUUGAUGUUGCCUGGAGUACUAUUGAAGAGAACACUCUAGCCACAGCAGCAACUAAUGGAGCAGUAGUUGUAUGGAACCUGGGAAAAUCUGGCCGCUCAAAACAAGAACAUGUAUUCUCUGAUCAUAAAAGAACAGUAAAUAAGGUUAGCUUCCAUUUGACUGAGCCAUCUCUCCUCAUCUCUGGGUCGCAGGAUGGUAUGAUGAAAUGCUUCGACCUUCGCAUGAAAGAGGUUGCUCGUACUUUCAUGAGCAAUACGGAGUCGAUCCGCGACGUUCAGUUCAGCCCUCACCAGGCGCACACGUUCGCGGCCGUGUCGGAAAACGGCACGGUGCAGGUGUGGGACUCACGGCGCAGCGAGCGCUGCCUGCAGCAGUUCACGGCGCACUCGGGGCCCGUGUUCGCGUGCGACUGGCACCCCGACGUGCCCUGGCUGGCCACCGCCUCGCGCGACAAGACCAUCAAGCAGUUCACGGCGCACUCGGGGCCCGUGUUCGCGUGGGACUGGCACCCCGACGUGCCCUGGCUGGCCACCGCCUCGCGCGACAAGACCAUCAAGGUGUGGGAUAUGCACGCCAAGCCCAACCUGGAGCAUACCAUUUACACGAUUGCCUCAGUCGGACAUGUGAAGUGGCGGCCUCAGAAGAAGUACCAGGUGGCGUCGUGCGCGCUGGUGCUAGACUGCGCGGUGCACGUGUGGGACGUGCGGCGCCCGCACGUGCCGCUUGCCACCUUCGCCGAGCACCGUGACGUCACCACCGCCAUCGCCUGGCUGUCGUCCGCCGCCUUCCUUUCCACCAGUCGGGACUGCAGCCUAUACCGGCACCGGUUCAGCGAGGCGGCGCACCCGGUGCUGUGGGCGAACCCGCAGGGCGUGUGCGUAUCCGCUCGUGGAGAGCUCGCGCACGCCACGCCCGAGUGCCCGCUGCCCGCGCUCGCCGCGCACCGCUGCCCACCGCCGCACCCGCCCGCGCCCGGCCUCGGACGUAAACAGCCGACAGCAGGAUCGCUGGCGCCGAGCGCACAGGCAGCACUGGAGCGCGCUUUCCCUGGCGGUGCGGCGUCGUCGCUGGCGCGCCACGUGCCGGCGGGGGGUGCGGAUGGUGCAGUGGGUGGUGCAGGAGGUGCGGGGGACGGAGUGCUGCGGUGCGCGCGGCUGUACCGCAUGCGCGGGCAGCCGCCGCACGCGCUCGCCGCGCACAACGCGCAAGUGGCGCGGGACGCGAACCGACACUGCGUACAUGGGAAAACAAAGCAAAAUUUGGAUAACAAAUACGUGCGCGUGAUUGCUGUUGACAUGGAACCUUUGCGAAAAGGAGAACAUGAAGGAUUUCGGGAUUUUGUAAAUGCUCUCGAUAGUAGAUAUGAAAUUCCUGAUACAACAAUAUUGAAAAAGAAAUUACUGCCGGAAUAUUAUGAAAACGUGAAACAGAAGCUCGUCAUAGCAUUAUCGAAAGCAGAACAUGUUAGUGUGACUACUGACUUAUGGACAUCAAUUGCAAAUGAAGGCAUCCUUUCAGUUACUUGUCAUUUCUUUCACAACGAAAAAUUAAUUGCACCAUUAUUGGAAGUUGUGAAGAUGGAAGGAAGUCAUAACGCAGAAAAUAUAGCCAGUAUGUUGGAUGCUACUCUCUCAAAAUGGGAUAUCAGGUCAAAAUGUGAAGCAAUAACGACUGAUAACGCUCAAACAAUGAUUAACGCCGCAGCCAAACUGCAUAUACGACAUAUACCCUGCUUUGCGCACACACUAAACCUGACGGUAAGUGAUUCGUUUGCUGUGACCUGCUUAGACCAGAUUCUGAAAAAAUGUAAAUCGAUUGUGACUUUUUUCAAGAUGAGUACUCUAGCUAGCGAUAAAUUACGGGCUAUUCAACGUGAAUUAAAUAAACCAGAACUGAAAGUGAUUCAGGAAGUACCCACCCGCUGGAACAGUGCAUACCACAUGCUGCAAAGAAUUGUUACAAUGAAGACAGAAUUAACUCUCGCACUUAAUGAAUGUAAUCGGGCUCCACCAGGAGUCAAUGCUGACGAAUACCUAAUUAUUCAAGAAACAAUUCAAAUUCUGGAACCUUUCGAUCUAGCUACAACAAAAAUUUCCGGAGAAAGCUAUAUAACAUUGUCACUGAUAAUACCAUUGAUUCGUGGAAUAAAAACGAAAUUAGUAGAAGUUGAAUCUCAAAUUGUUACUGAAAGCGGAAACAAAAUAUUACUCUGCAUGAAGGGAUCAGUUGACAAAAGACUAAGUCCCUAUGAAAGCAGGACACCUGUUGUACUUGCUACAAUAUUGGACCCCAGAUUUAAGAAGAAGGGGUUCAAAACAAGUGACGACGAGAAGCGAGCUGGUCAGUGGCUGGAAAAGGCCUAUGCUAGCCAUUUAACUAAAGAACGCUUGGCUGUAGAAGAAACGCAACCAACACCAUCCACGUCUUCAGGAACAUCUAAUGACCUGUUGGGAUUUCUAGACGUUCCGGACGUAUCGACCCCGUUGAGUAACUCAUUGGUAGAUGUCAGGCAAUAUCUCGAGAAGCCAGUGGCGCACGUGUGGGAGGUGGUGCGCGCGGUGUGUUCGGCGCGAGCGGCCGCCCGGCGCGUGCCCGCCCCUCCCCCGCCCCGCGCACCGCCGCCCCGUGCCGAUCCGCCGCCCGCCCAACCCGCAUACUGUGCUGUUGAAGAGGAACCCAUGGGAGAAGUAGAAGAAGAGUGGGCAGAGAAUCAGUUUCAUAACAGUGGCGUGUUGGGUUUACCUACUCAGAGUAUUUACAUCCCGCCCGCCAAGUUUGCCAAGCAGAUGCGCGAUGAUGAGGCAGGGUGUGGGUGGGUGUCGGCCGCGUCUGCGCACUACGUGGACGUGGAGGCGGCCGACUGGGCGCUGCCCGAGGAGGCCUUCCCGCUGCGCAGCGCGCCCCCCGCUCCUGACACGCACCUGCCACACCUGCCGCACCUGCCACACCCGCCGCCGCACCACUGCGACGAACACGACCUCGAUGCAGGUGCUGCGGGGGGUUCGGGGGGCACAGGUGGUGCGGGCGGUGGCGCGGGGGGUGGCAGCUCCUCGCCCGGCGGCUCCAGCUCGGGGGGUUCAGGAGGUUCAGGGGUCUCGGGAGCUUCUGCCGCUACGCACGAGCAAGCGCACAGGACCUACGGACACCAGAAUUCCAUCACUGCCGAGGAGGGAGAGGUGGGGGGACUGUGCGUGCGCGUCGGAGAGGAACGCAGUGCACGGCUGGACGUGGCGCCGCUGUUAGCCGCAGCGCUGCGCCAGCACGCGGACUUGGGCGAUGUGCAGACGGCCGCCGUCGUGUGCAUCGUGCUGCAGGAGCACAGAAAUGACUUGUUUUUGUAUAUCGAUGAGAGUCUGCAAGAACAGUGGCUACUUGGGUACAUCGAGCUACUACAUAGGCACAAGAUGUAUAAUGUUGCAACAGAGGUGGUGCGAUGUGCGUGGGUAGGAUGGGUGUGGGCGCUGUCGCAGCAGUCGAGCAGCGUGGCGGCAAGCUGCGGGCGCUGCGGACGGCGGGCACGUGGCCGCGCGUGCGAGCGCUGCGUGCCGCGGCGCGCGUGUGAGCUGUGCGCGGUGUGCCGGCGACCGGUGCGCGGGCUGUUCGCCUGGUGCCAGGGCUGCGCGCAUGGCGGCCACCUACACCACAUGCGCGCCUGGCUCGCCGAGCGUAGUCUCUGCGCCGCCGGUUGCGGACACCGCUGCCACCUGCCCUAA
This is a messenger RNA of Parnassius apollo (apollo), 3903 nucleotides long. The record is from the annotation of a GenBank genome assembly. NCBI's taxonomy places the organism in Eukaryota, Metazoa, Arthropoda, Insecta, Lepidoptera, Papilionidae.